GAGGCUUCAGACAUCGGCGCCAUUUAAAGCGGAGAGUUUUUCCCGGGCGGACGCGCUCCUUCUGCUCGGCCAUUCCGUACUCCCUUCUUCGCUGACAGAAGGCGCCUAGUGGGGUGACUGCUCUUUUUCUCUCCCUCUUCCCCUCCUCCCAGUUCUUUCGGUCUCCUCUCCUCCUGGCCGGAGAAGUAGCGGAGCCCGGGCCCCGCGGUGAGCGGCCCUCCCCUCCCCACAGUUCCCUCCCUCCUCUGCCCCCGGCGCCGGCCUGAGAGGGGAAGAGGUUCGCCAGGCCCGGGGCGGGCGGGGAGGCCUCGGGGACGGGGGGGGCCGCUCCUCAGGCUUCGAGGCUUCGAGGCUUCGGCCCUCCGCAUCUAGUGAUGGGCGCCCUCUGAGACUGGUCCCCUCUCCGGGGCGCGUGCUGCCUGAGGCGGCGGCCGAGAGAGAGAGAAAGAGAGAGAAGGACCGGGAACCCGGGCCGCGGCCCUCCUUCCCCUGCGCGGCCCCUCCCACUCCUGUGCCCCGGGCUGCCACCGCCCGGCGUCGGGGCUCGUCCCUCGCGCGCUGUGCCUCCGCCCUCAGGGCCUAUCCCGCCGUGCUCGGCGGGCGGGCGGGCCGGCCGGCGGCGGCGGGAGCUUAGCCAUCUUCACUUGGGUCGCAUCCUCUCGCCCGGGAGCCCAUUCCGCGCCCUGCUCCUCAUGACUGCGGCGCUUCUGCUGCCACAGCCCUACCGGCCUCCGCUCGCUGCAGGAUGGAUGCGGACUGUGCGGCGCUAACCCCCGUGGCUCCGCUCCCUCCUAGCCCGCCGACGAGCCCGCCCCGUGAGCCGCAGCAGCCUCGGUGCCAGCAGCAGCAGCAGCAGCAGCAGCAGCAGCAGCCGCCGCAGCAGCCGGACUCAGUGUCCCGCGUCGCCCUCGGGGCGCCUUGUCAGUGCUGAGUUGGGAGUCGUCCGGUGGUUCCGAGCCCGCCGUAGGAGCGCUGCCCAGCACUUCUUGGUGGCUUCACCGGGCCACCCUUUCCCCUUUUCAUUCAUAAAUCCGAGCCCGCGUUCUUCACUCCACCGGACCGACCAUGUCUGACGGCGCCGCCGAGAAGCAGAGCGGCACUCCGGGCUUCCUUACGCCUCCGGCGCCCGUCCCCAAGAAUGGCUCAAGCUCCGAUUCUUCCGUGGGCGAGAAACUGGGGGCCACGGUCGGCGACUCCGGAGUUGGCAGGACGGAGGAAUAUCGGCGCCGCCGGCACACUAUGGACAAGGACAGUCGUGGGGCGGCCGCCACCACCACCCCCACGGAGCACCGAUUCUUCCGCCGAAGCGUCAUCUGCGACUCCAAUGCCACCGCGUUGGAGCUGCCGGGCCUCCCUCUCUCUAUCCCGCAACCUACUGUACCCGCAGUGGUGCCCCAGAGUGCUCCACCCGAGCCUCACAGAGAGGAAACUUUGACCGCCACCGUUGCUUCGCACGUGUCUCAGCAACCCUCGGCUGCUGCCUCCCCUGGGGAACAAGCCGUCGUAGGCUCGGCCACCACGACCGUCCCCAGCAGUACCAGCAAAGACCGCCCGGUGUCCCAGCCCAGCCUCGUGGGGAGCAAAGAGGAGCCACCGCCGUCCAGAAGUGGAAGUGGCAGUGGUGGCGCCAGCGCCAAAGAGGCGCAGGAGGAUAGGAGCCAGCAACAGGAUGACAUCGAAGAACUGGAGACCAAGGCAGUGGGAAUGUCCAAUGACGGUCGCUUUCUCAAAUUUGACAUCGAAAUUGGCAGAGGCUCCUUUAAGACGGUCUACAAAGGUCUGGACACCGAAACCACUGUGGAAGUCGCCUGGUGUGAAUUGCAGGAUCGAAAGUUAACAAAAUCUGAAAGGCAGAGAUUCAAAGAAGAGGCUGAAAUGUUAAAGGGUCUUCAACAUCCCAAUAUUGUUCGAUUCUAUGAUUCCUGGGAGUCCACAGUAAAAGGGAAAAAAUGCAUUGUUUUAGUGACUGAACUAAUGACAUCUGGAACACUUAAGACGUACUUAAAAAGGUUUAAAGUGAUGAAAAUCAAAGUUUUAAGAAGCUGGUGUCGGCAAAUCCUUAAAGGGCUUCAGUUUCUCCACACACGAACUCCACCAAUUAUUCACCGGGAUCUUAAAUGUGACAAUAUCUUUAUCACUGGCCCUACUGGCUCAGUCAAGAUUGGAGACCUUGGUCUGGCAACUCUAAAGCGGGCUUCUUUUGCCAAGAGUGUGAUAGGUACCCCAGAGUUUAUGGCUCCUGAGAUGUAUGAGGAGAAAUAUGAUGAAUCCGUUGAUGUUUAUGCUUUUGGGAUGUGCAUGCUCGAGAUGGCUACGUCUGAAUAUCCAUACUCAGAAUGCCAAAAUGCUGCGCAGAUCUACCGUCGAGUGACCAGUGGAGUGAAGCCAGCCAGUUUUGACAAAGUAGCAAUUCCUGAAGUAAAAGAAAUUAUUGAAGGAUGUAUCCGACAAAACAAAGAUGAAAGAUAUUCCAUCAAAGACCUUUUGAACCAUGCCUUUUUCCAGGAAGAAACAGGGGUACGGGUAGAAUUAGCAGAAGAAGAUGAUGGAGAAAAGAUAGCUAUUAAAUUAUGGCUGCGUAUUGAAGAUAUUAAGAAAUUAAAGGGAAAAUACAAAGACAAUGAAGCUAUUGAGUUUUCCUUUGACUUGGAGAGGGAUGUGCCAGAAGAUGUUGCUCAAGAAAUGGUCGAGUCUGGUUAUGUCUGUGAAGGUGAUCACAAGACCAUGGCUAAAGCUAUCAAAGAUAGGGUGUCCUUAAUUAAGAGAAAACGAGAGCAGCGGCAGUUGGUUCGAGAAGAACAAGAAAAAAGAAAACAAGAAGAGAGCAGUUUCAAACAGCAGAAUGAACAACAAGCAAGCGUUUCCCAGGCAGGAAUCCAGCAGCUUUCUGCUGCUAGCACUGGCAUACCCACUGUUCCCGCCACUUCUGCUUCAGUUUCUACACAGGUAGAACCUGAAGAACCUGAGGCAGAUCAACAUCAACAGCUGCAGUAUCAGCAACCUAGUAUAUCUGUAUUGUCUGAUGGAACUGUUGAUAGUGGUCAAGGAUCAUCCGUAUUCACAGAAUCCAGAGUGAGCAGCCAACAGACUGUUUCCUAUGGUUCCCAACAUGAGCAGGCACAUUCUACUGGCCCAGCACCAGGACAUACAGUUUCUAGUAUCCAAGCACAAUCUCAGCCCCAUGUGGUGUAUCCACCCUCAAGUAUGCCUCAGUCCAUGGCGCAUCCGUGUGGGGGGACCCCAACAUACCCAGAAUCACAGAUAUUUUUCCCAACUAUUCAUGAACGUCCAGUUUCUUUUUCACCACCUCCCACCUGUCCACCGAAAGUAGCCAUUUCCCAACGACGUAAGAGCACCUCCUUCCUGGAAGCCCAAACUCGCCACUUCCAACCCCUGCUGAGGACUGUUGGUCAAAAUCAUCUUCCACCUGGUAGCAGCCCAACUAACUGGACACCAGAGGCCAUAGUUAUGUUGGGUACUACAGCCAAUAGAGUAAAUAGAGAGCCAUGUGAGAUGCAGGUCCAGCCUGUGUUUGAGCCAACCCAGAUUUACAGUGACUAUAGACCUGGACUAGUACUGGCAGAAGAAGCUCACUAUUUUAUUCCUCAGGAAACAGUAUAUCUAGCUGGGGUGCAUUACCAGGCCCAGGUGGCAGGACAGUAUGAGGGCAUUUCAUACAACUCACCAGUACUGUCAAGUCCUAUGAAACAGAUAACUGAACAGAAGCCAGUGCCGGGGUGCCCUGCCUCAAGUUCUGUCUUUGAAUUUCCUUCUGGACAGGCUUUCCUGGUAGGACACCUUCAGAAUUUAAGAUUAGAUUCUGGACCAAGUCCAGCAUCACCCCUCUCUAGUAUUUCUGCGCCUAACAGUACAGAUGCUACACAUCUGAAAUUUCACCCUGUCUUUGUACCUCAUUCUGCACCAGCUGUGUUAACUCAUAGCAAUGAGAACAGAAGCAACUGUGUAUUUGAAUUUCAUGCUCAAACACCAAGUUCUUCAGGAGAAGGAGGUGGGAUUUUACCUCAACGUGUUUACCGAAAUCGACAGGUUGCAUUGGACUCAAAUCAGGAAGAACUGUCUCCUCAGUCAGUUGGAUUACAUUGCCACCUGCAGCCUGUUACUGAAGAACAGCGUAAUAACCAUGCCCCAGAAUUGACCAUUUCUGUGGUAGAACCUAUGGGACAAAUCUGGCCAAUAGGAAGCCCAGAAUAUUCCAGUGAUUCCUCUCAAAUUACUUCUUCAGAUCUCAGUGAUUUUCAAUCACCUCCCCCUACAGGGGGAACAGCUGCACCUUUUGGCUCUGACGUCUCAUUGCCCUUUAUUCGCCUGCCUCAGACAGUGUUACAAGAAUCCCCACUAUUCUUCUGUUUCCCCCAAGGAACCACAUCUCAGCAGGUCUUAUCUGCUUCAUAUUCUUCAGGAGGAUCUACACUCCAUCCACAGGCACAGGGGCAGAACCAGGGCCAGCCAUCAAGUAGUUUGGCAGGGGUUCUAUCUUCACAACCUAUCCAACAUCCUCAGCAGCAGGGAAUACAGCUAACUGUUCCUCCUCAACAAGCAGUACAGUAUUCACUUCCACAAGCAGCAUCUUCCAGUGAAGGUACUACUGCACAGCCAGUGAGUCAGCCUCAAGUGUCAGCUGGAACUCAGGGCUUCCCAUCUCGACUGCCACCACAAUACCCAGGAGAUUCAAAUAUUGCUCCCUCUUCCAACGUGGCUUCUGUUUGCAUCCAUUCUACAGUCCUAGCCCCUCCUUCUAUGCCGACAGAAGCAUUGGCCACCCAAGGUUACUUUCCUACAGUAGUGCAGCCUUAUGUGGAAUCAACUCCUUUGGUUCCUCUGGGCAGUGUAGGAGGCCAGGUUCAAGUGUCCCAACCAGCAGUGUCUUUAACGCAACAACCCCCUACUACAUCCUCCCAGCAAGCAGUUCUGGAGAGUACACAGGGAGUCUCUCAGACUGCUCCUUCAGAACAAACUCCAAUAACACAGUCACAACCUACUCAGCCUGUUCCAUUGGUUUCCUCUGUAGACAGUGCACAUUCAGACGUUGCUUCUGGUAUGAGUGAUGGCAAUGAGAAUGCUCCAUCAUCCAGUGGGAGGCAUGAAGGGAGGACAACAAAACGACAUUAUCGAAAAUCCGUAAGAAGUCGCUCUCGGCAUGAAAAGACUUCUCGCCCAAAACUGAGGAUUUUAAAUGUUUCAAACAAAGGAGACCGAGUAGUAGAAUGUCAAUUGGAGACUCAUAAUCGGAAAAUGGUUACAUUUAAAUUUGACCUAGAUGGUGACAACCCUGAAGAGAUAGCAACAAUUAUGGUGAACAAUGACUUUAUUCUAGCAAUAGAGAGAGAGUCUUUUGUGGCUCAAGUGCGGGAAAUUAUUGAAAAGGCUGAUGAAAUGUUAAGUGAGGAUGUCAGUGUGGAGCCUGAGGGUGACCAGGGAUUGGAGAGUCUGCAAGGAAAGGAUGACUAUGGCUUUCCAGGUUCUCAGAAAUUAGAAGGAGAGUUCAAGCAACCAAUUGCUGUAUCUUCCAUGCCACAACAAAUAGGUGUUCCUACCAGUUCUUUAACGCAAGUUGUUCAUUCUGCUGGAAGACGGUUUAUAGUGAGUCCUGUACCUGAAAGUAGGCUACGAGAAUCAAAAGUUUUCACCAGUGACAUAUCAGAUCCAGUUGUGGCCUCUACAUCUCAGGGCCCUGGAAUGAACUUAUCUCACUCUGCUUCAUCCCUCAGUCUCCAGCAGGCUUUUUCUGAACUGAAACAUGGUCAGAUGACUGAAGGACCCAAUACAGCACCUCCAAAUUUUAAUCACACGGCGGGACCAGCAUUUUCUCCCUUUUUGGCUAGCAUUGCUGGUGUCCAAACUGUAGCAGCAUCCACACCAUCAGUAUCAGUCCCUCUAACAAGCAGCCCUCUUAAUGACAUUUCCACAUCAGUGAUGCAGUCUGAGGCUGCACUGCCCACUGAAAAAGGCAUUGUGGGAGUUACCACCAGCACAGGUGUGGUAGCUUCAGGUGGUCUCACCACAUUGUCUGUGUCUGAGUCACCAACAUCUUCCAGUGCCGUUUCAAGUUCUACAGUACCUGUAGUUGUCACUGUGUCUACACCAUCCCAGUCAGUUCAGGCUUCCACAUCUGGGAGCAUUGUUUCUAGUACAGGCAGUUUUCCUUCUGGAACAUUUUCUACAACUACAGCUACUACAGUGGGUAGUGUGGCGACCCCAGAUGCUAAGCCUCCAACUGUAUUAUUGCAACAGGUAGCAGGCAAUACUGCUGGGGUAGCCAUAGUGACAUCAGUUUCUACCACCACUCCAUUCCCAGGCAUGGCUUCACAGCCAUCCCUUCCACUUAGUAGCAGCACCUCUGCUCCUACUCUAGCUGAAACAAUGGUGGUUAGUGCACACUCACUAGACAAGGCAUCUCACAGUAGUACAGCAGGAUUAGGUUUGUCCUUUUGUGCACCAUCCUCUUCUUCCUCCUCUGGGACAGCUGUGUCUACUUCUGUUUCUCAGCCUGGUAUGGUUCAUCCUUUGGUCAUCUCAUCAGCUGUAGCUUCUACAUCUGGCCUCCCCCAACCAGCAGUACCUACUUCUACACCUUUAUUACCCCAAGUACCUAAUAUCCCACCCAUGGUACAACCUGUUGUUAAUGUGCCUGCUGUACAGCAAACACUCAUUCAUAGUCAGCCUCAACCAGCUCUGCUUCCCAACCAGCCUCACACACACUGUCCUGAAAUAGAUGCUGAUACCCAAUCAAAAGCUCCUGGGAUUGAUGAUAUAAAGACUCUGGAGGAAAAGCUGAGAUCUCUCUUUAGUGAACACAGCUCAUCUGGAACUCAGCAUGCUUCUGUCUCCCUAGAGACACCUUUAGUAGUAGAGACGACUGUCACACUGGGCGUCCCUACCACUGCUGUAGCACCAAGUAAAGUCAUGACUUCCACUACAAGUACUUGCUUGCCACCAACCAAUUUACCAUUAGGAGCAACGGGCAUGCCAGUUAUGCCAGUAGGCACACCUGGACAGGUUUCUACCCCAGGCACACACGCUUCAGCCCCAGUCAGCACUGCAACAGGAGCAAAACCUGGAACAACUCCCCCAAAGCCAACUAAGACUGUGGUGCCGCCAGUGGGUACUGAACUUUCAGCUGGUACUGUACCCUGUGAGCAGCUGCCACCUUUUCCUGGACCUUCUCUAAUUCAGUCCCAGCAACCACUAGAAGAUCUUGAUGCUCAGUUGAGAAGAACACUUAGUCCAGAGACUAUUACAGUGGCAUCUGCAGUUGGUCCUUUGUCUACGAUGUCUUCAACAACAGUUACAGAAGCAGGGACUCCGCUUCAAAAGGAUGGCACAGAAGGUCAUGGCACAGCAACUAGUUCAGGAGCUGGUGUUGUUAAGAUGGGGCGAUUUCAGGUUUCAGUUACAAUGGAUGAUGCCCAGAAAGAACGUAAAAAUAGGUCAGAAGAUACAAAGUCGGUUCAUUUUGAAUCUAGCACAUCAGAGUCAUCAGUUCUUUCAAGUAGUAGUCCAGAGAGUACCCUGGUAAAGCCAGAGCCUAAUGGAAUUACUAUUUCUGGCAUCUCCUUAGAUGUCCCAGACAGCACCCAUAAAGCACCUACCCCAGAAGCAAAGUCAGAUGCAGGACAGCCUACCAAGGUGGGACGUUUUCAGGUGACAACUACAGCCAAUAAAGUGGGUCGUUUCUCUGUUUCAAGAACUGAGGACAAGGUCACAGAGCUCAAAAAAGAGGGACCAGUGACCUCUCCUCUCAGAGAUUCAGAACAAACUGUUAUUCCUGCUGUGAUACCAAAGAAGGAGAAGCCUGAGCUGGCAGAACCUUCCCAUCUGAAUGGGCCAUCUUCAGACCUGGAGGCUGCCUUUCUAAGUAGGGGUACAGAGGAUGGCUCAGGUAGUCCACACUCUCCCCCUCACCUGUGUUCAAAGAGCCUUCCCAUCCAGAAUCUAAGUCAAAGCCUUAGUAAUUCAUUCAACUCCUCGUACAUGAGCAGUGAUAAUGAGUCCGACAUUGAAGAUGAAGACUUAAGGUUAGAACUACGACGACUACGAGAAAAACAUCUUAAAGAGAUUCAGGACCUGCAGAGUCGCCAGAAGCAUGAAAUUGAAUCUUUGUAUACUAAACUGGGCAAGGUUCCCCCUGCUGUCAUUAUUCCCCCAGCUGCUCCUCUGUCGGGGAGAAGAAGAAGACCUACUAAAAGCAAAGGCAGCAAGUCUAGUCGCAGCAGCUCAUUGGGCAAUAAAAGCCCACAGCUUUCAGGUAACCUGUCUGGUCAGAGUGGAACUUCAGUCUUACACCCCCAACAGACCCUCCAUCCCCCAGGCAACAUCCCAGAGACUGGGCACAACCAGCUGUUACAGCCUCUUAAGCCAUCUCCCUCCAGUGACAACCUCUAUUCAGCCUUUACCAGUGAUGGUGCCAUUUCAGUACCAAGCCUUUCUGCUCCAGGUCAAGGGACCAGCAGCACAAAUACCGUUGGAGGAACAGUGAGUAGUAGCCAGGCUGCCCAGGCUCAGCCUCCUGCCAUGACUUCCAGUAGGAAGGGCACAUUCACAGAUGACCUGCACAAGUUAGUAGACAACUGGGCCCGAGAUGCUAUGAAUCUUUCAGGCAGGAGAGGCAGCAAAGGACACAUGAAUUAUGAGGGCCCUGGAAUGGCAAGGAAGUUCUCUGCUCCUGGGCAGCUGUGCAUUUCCAUGACCUCAAACCUGGGUGGCUCUACCCCCAUCUCUGCAGCAUCUGCUACCUCUCUAGGUCACUUCACCAAGUCCAUGUGCCCCCCACAGCAGUUUGGUUUUCCAGCUGCCCCAUUUGGCACUCAGUGGAGUGGAACAGGUGGUCCAGCACCACAGCCACUUGGCCAGUUCCAACCUGUAGGAACCACAUCCUUGCAAAAUUUCAACAUCAGCAAUUUGCAGAAGUCCAUCAGCAACCCCCCAGGUUCCAAUCUACGGACCACCUAGUCAGCAGCAAGGAUGUUAACUGAGUAGAUUUGGGGGCAGGAAAUUGAAUGCUGGGGGGUGGGGGGUGGGGAAGUAGCCUAUAUACUAACUACUAGUGCUGCAUUUAACUGGUUAUUUCUUGCCAGAAGGGAAUGUUUUUAAUACCAUUUUGAGCCCUCAGAAUGGAGAACCACCCUCCUUCUCCAUUUGUUAGAGUUAAAAAAGAAGGAAAGAACAGCUUUCUGGUGGAGGGGCUGCCUGAGACUGCUUUUCUGUUUUUGUUCCCACCAGUAAGGCCUAGAGCUAGAAGAGAGCCUUGUUACCAGAAAGCCCCAAGAGCUCAAUGUAAGCCAAACCCGAUAUAUAUCUGUAAGUGGGUAGAGCUCUUAAUUUUGACAUGUGUCCCAAAUUCCUUAUUCCCUCAACAAUGCACACCUUAAGACAAAGGUUCUCUCCCACUCUGAUCCCUACCCCCACUUUUUUUUUUUCCAUUUACAACCUAGUGAAAAAUACCAGGGGACUGGGGUUGCAACCCUUUCUUACAUAGGUCAUUAAUGCUUUAAGCAAAAGAUAUUAGCAGCUUUGACUGCAGCAUUAGCAAUUAGGGAAAACAAUGACGUUCCCUGCGGACAUGUAACUUUGCCAUCAGUUUUGAUGUGGAAACACUGUGAUAUAUAAAUGUUGUUGGACAACAUUAGUUUUAAGAGAAAAAUUUGAAAGAUUUAAAAGGUUCACACACACACAAAAGCUAGCUCUGUCCUUUACUUAUUAAGACACUUUAACUUUUUCCUUUGUAUUUCCAUUGUAUUAGAUAAAUAAAUGUGAAUGUAAAAUUGUAUAAAUUACUGUACUUGAAUACUUCUGUUCUCCCAGUAUUGCUUGCUGGAUAUUUUAGUGCCUUGGACUUCUAUUGCUUCUGCUAUUAGCAUCAACUUACCAGACCCCAGGUCACCAAAGGGUAUGUGGAAAGAAAUCUUAGGUCCACAUGACCCCAGCAGUGGAUAUGCCAAAGGGAAAAUGAAAGUGUUUUUGGUUUUGGUUUGGUUUAUUUUUUUGUUUUGUUUUGUUUUGGUUUUGGUUUUUUUCAGUUGUUUCAAUUUUGCCUAGAGCAGGUGUAAGGUGAGCACAGUGAAGUUGGCAUCAGUGGUUGAAAACAAAGUUCUGUUUCAGAAAGAAUGAGGAGGGUUGUGAGCUGUGUGAAAGACAAGGACUGAAGAUGGGACAAGCUUGUUUGAAGUGAUGCCUGGCCAGUGAACAAACAAGACCUAGAAGAGACCAAAUGAGGGGAGUGGGCUAGAUUUUAAGUUGGGAAGGAUGACAGUGCCAAGUCACAGAUGGAAAAUGUUGCUCUAAGGAAACCUGCUUGGUUGCCCCCGCCUCUUGUUGCACAAGUACCACACUUUCUCUGCUUUAAGUACUGUAUUGUGGGAAUUAGACCCACUUCUGACUUUCUAAGCAUUGUAGGAAAAAGUGCUUAUUUCCUUUCCUACCUGUCCAAAUGGCUGCACAGUCAGAAUCUAUUGUGCUGCCUGUACUUUUAGAACUAAUACUCUCACAUUUUCAUCCCCAUAUCCCCAAAUAACAGCAACCAACCAGUAUUAUCUGAUUUUCUGGCAAUAGGGACCUAAUUGGCUGUUUGGAUCUGAAUAUUCUGGAAAAGUGGAGAAAAAUAGAACUCAUUUCUUGGGUGCUUCCUCCUUCACCUUGAGUUGGAAACUGACACAUUUCCAACUUUAUGACACAUCCCAGGAGUUGCCACACUAGCAUGGCUUCUUCCUGUAAGAGUCCUGUUCUAUUUAAGUUGGUCGAGGCCCAAAGAUACAAGUGAGAGCUGAAAGUUUUAGGAGAGGGAAGUGUAAUGAGCAGGGCUUUUGUUUCAGGUCGUGCUACCAAAGUGUUGACUCAUUUAUUCCUUUUGGGAGAGGUUAAGAGGUAAGAGGUACUAUGGGAGUGAAGUGGGUUACAGGAUGACUGAGUGCUUCAUACCAGCAGUAGAGGGAGCCAAAUGCAGCAUGUGGUGUUUGGUUUAGUCAUUCUGAGGUCUGUGCCCCCUUCACAGAGGUUUACUUACUGUUGGUUCCCCCUCCUGUGGAUGAAAUAACUGAAGCCUAGAGAAACGAGCUAGUGCUACUGAACUGUUUAAAUUAUUUUUGUGUUAAUAGUACACUUUGAGUAUCUUUCCACAUUUAAAAAGAACUUUCCGAAUUAUAAAUGUUUUCCUUACGUUAUUUAACAAUAUACACUGUUUAAAACUGAAUUCAAACCUUGGGGUUUCUCAGCAGCCGUUAACUGUACAUUUGCACUAACUCCGGGGGUUGCGCUUCUGUAAGAUUGCGCUUUGUGCUUCAGUUUGUUACCUUUGUAGACUUAUUUAAUGAAACCAUUCAAAUAAAACCAAACUUGCUUUUGUUGAA
Molecule: messenger RNA, 11363 nt
Organism: Mus pahari (shrew mouse)
Lineage: Eukaryota; Metazoa; Chordata; Mammalia; Rodentia; Muridae
Gene: Wnk1
Product: WNK lysine deficient protein kinase 1
Exons: 28
Coding region: 1066-8970 (2634 amino acids)
Biological process (GO): monoatomic ion homeostasis; positive regulation of potassium ion import across plasma membrane; protein phosphorylation
Cellular component (GO): cytoplasm; cytosol
Molecular function (GO): chloride channel inhibitor activity; protein serine/threonine kinase activity; ATP binding
Source: RefSeq, a predicted model, not a curated record